Messenger RNA from Erythranthe guttata (spotted monkey flower), 837 nucleotides. The record is from RefSeq and is a predicted model, not a curated record. Lineage: Eukaryota; Viridiplantae; Streptophyta; Magnoliopsida; Lamiales; Phrymaceae.
CUCCUCCGCCGCAGUUAAAUGGCGGCAACCGCGGACUUCCGCCGCCUCAAAUUCGUUUCAUCCGGAAACACUCCCAACCGCCGCCCCUACGCCACUAAUUUUACUGCCCCGAUUUCAUUUAGCGUAAACAAAUUCGAAUUUCAAUUCCACCCUAGAAAUUACUUAUCCACCGGUAAAUUCGAUUUUUUGCACCACAAACGGCGUCGUAGUAGGUUGGGGGUCUGCUGCCAGGCCGCCGGCGCUGGUGUUCAACCCCGUUCUGCCGCUUCCGAGAAGGACCUUGCACUCACCGCUCGUGCGGGGAAAGACCGCCUAUUGAAGGUGGCUUCGUCGAAUAUAAGGAACUUCUGCAUUAUAGCACACAUUGACCACGGAAAAUCGACACUGGCGGACAAGCUGCUUCAGAUGACUGGGACAGUAGAAAACAGAGAUAUGAAGGAGCAGUUUCUCGAUAAUAUGGACUUGGAGAGAGAAAGAGGCAUCACCAUCAAAUUACAGGCUGCAAGGAUGCGUUUUAUGUAUAACAAUGAACCAUAUUGCCUGAAUCUUAUUGAUACACCUGGUCAUGUUGACUUCUCCUAUGAGGUUUCUCGCUCUCUUGCCGCCUGUGAGGGUGCUCUUCUUGUUGUAGAUGCCUCCCAGGGAGUGGAGGCCCAAACAUUGGCUAAUGUUUAUUUGGCCUUGGAAAACAACCUUGAAAUUAUUCCAGUUCUGAACAAGAUAGAUCUUCCAGGUGCUGAGCCAGAACGUGUUGCAGGAGAAAUAGAAGAGUUGGGUUUAUAUAGAUGUGUUGAACUUCUCGCCAUGCGAUAUUUAUUAAUAUGUUAUUUUCACUGA